Molecule: messenger RNA, 528 nt
Organism: Hansenula ciferrii
Lineage: Eukaryota; Fungi; Ascomycota; Saccharomycetes; Phaffomycetales; Wickerhamomycetaceae
Gene: TEM1
Product: Ras family GTPase TEM1
Exons: 1
Coding region: 1-528 (175 amino acids)
Biological process (GO): regulation of exit from mitosis
Cellular component (GO): spindle pole body
Molecular function (GO): GTPase activity; GTP binding
Source: RefSeq, a predicted model, not a curated record
AUGGUUAAAUAUACAAACAAUACAUUUGAUUCAAACUAUAAAAAAACAUUAGGUGUUAAUUUUAUGGAAAAACAAAUUGAAUUAAAUUCAACAGAUAUAAAAUUUACAAUUUGGGAUUUAGGUGGAGAUUUAGAAUUUUCCAAGAUGUUACCAUUAACAACAGAUGGAGCAGUUGCUAUAAUAUUUAUGUUUGAUUUAACUAAAAAACAAUCAUUAAUAAAUUUAAAAGAAUGGUAUAAACAAGUUAGAUUACAAAAUAAAACAGCUAUACCCCUUUUAGUCGGUACUAAAUAUGAUUUAUUUUUAGAAAUGUCUGAAGAAUAUCAAAAAAAGUUAACAAUUCAAAGUUUUAAAUAUUCAAAAGCAAUGAAGUCAAGUUUAAUUUUUACAUCAUCAAGUGAUUCAAUUAAUAUUCAAAAAGUUUUCAAAAUUUUAAUGUCAAAAUCUUUUGAUUUACAAUUAAAUUUACCUGAAUUAAAAAAUAUUGGUGAACCUAUUUUAAUUUAUAAAAAUGAAUCAAUAAAUUAA